Argiope bruennichi is the source of this 4490-nucleotide messenger RNA. RefSeq names its product elongin-A3-like. The transcript has 9 exons. Gene Ontology annotation, biological process: transcription elongation by RNA polymerase II. Bases 154 to 807 code for a protein of 217 amino acids. NCBI's taxonomy places the organism in Eukaryota, Metazoa, Arthropoda, Arachnida, Araneae, Araneidae. Gene Ontology annotation, cellular component: elongin complex; nucleus. The record is from RefSeq and is a predicted model, not a curated record.
GUCGAUCUCUAGAUUGUGUUUCGUUCUGUCGCUAUAACUGUCACUGUUGUUUAUCAAAUUCCAAGUUCAAAAUCGUUAUGAAAAGAAAUAUUAUCCCAUUUUUAAUCAAAGCUCACCUCAUCUUGUUGUCGUAUAAUUUUGCCUACAUUUUCCAUGGAGCCAUUUACAAGACAAAACUUAUUACAGAACAAGUUUUCAGAUGUACCAAAGCUUCAGGAUAUGUGCAUCAAGGCCUUAAUGAAAGGGUUAAAGCAAAGCAUGGAUGUUACAAAAUUAAUCAACAAAAAUGCAAGCUUUGAAACCCUUGAACUUAUUUUGGUAACCUUAAGCCCAGAUAAGCUGUAUAGAUUAGAAGAAGAGAAGAAGUACCUCUUAAAAAACACUGAUACCUUUUGGAAACUUCAUUGCACCAAUAAAUUUAGAUCCCAGGUUCAGCUUAAAAAGGAAGAUGAAUCUUGGCGGAUAUUUUACCAAAGAUGUUGUACAGUAUCUGAAGAAAAAUUUAAGAAUGUUACUGCCUCUUUAACUGCAUCUGCUGCAAAGGCCAAACCUGUAAUUAAUCGAGGAAGACGAGCCAUUGCAUUGGCAAACAUUGCCAAGGCAUUUGAAGCGGGCAUCUGCUAUAAUCUUCCUAUGUGUUGUGUGCAAAAUACAAGUUGUGGUAGGACAAGAGCAGCGUUCUGCUCAUUGUUCAUUGUUUCGCCAAUGUGUAACGGACCUCAAAUGAUGCCACUGUUCCUGAUUAUAACUGCAAAGUACAUACAGGAUUCGAAAAUUGUUCUUGGGGAAGUCGGUGAUAUCCUUUGAUAAUUUUCAAGAAAAUUCAUUCAGUGUGUGUCCAUUUAGUGAAUAUUGGAAACCAACCAAAAGCUGUCCUGGUAAUAAAAAAAAUAAAAACAUUUGAAGAAAAAUAAAUUAGUGAGUGAUUUGCCAUGAGAAAGAAAUGGAGACAAUCAGACAAAACAUGGAAUGCAUUCUGUUUCUCCCCUGAUUAUUACUUUUUCUGAAAUAAUCGACAAGAUCAGUAAUAUGAAGAAUGAGCUACAAGAACUUCAGGAUUCUGUAGGAAGGAAGGCCUUCAUUCCAGAGAAUAUUGUUGGUGGUAUUAAACUGAGUAUAUUGACAGGUUUCAUUAAAGAAGCUUUUCUCUAAAUAUUCGUUUUUGAAUUCUGAAGCAGAUCUUCAAAAAUUGAAUUUGUCGAUUUGUCUAGUUCAUUUAUAUUUCUUGUUUAAUUAAGGACUGGAAUUUCAGAUACAUUUUUAUUUCUUUUGUUUAAAAUUUUAGAUUCUACUUUUUCAAAAUAUUUUAUAAUUACAGUUUUUUAUGAAGAGUUGAAAUUGUUACCCAUAAUUCUUCAAAGUCAUUAUUUAUCGAUACCAUGCCAAAGCAGCUCUGUUCUGAAGGUAGAGACUGUAAAGUCAUUAUUGACUGCACUGAAUUUCCUGUACAGAAACCUAACAGUCCAGCAGAACAGCAAAUGACUGUCAGUUCUUAUAAGAAUAAAAAUAGUUUAAAAUGUAUGAUAGGAAUAAUGCCUUCAGGAGCCAUCAGCAUUAUUUCACCAUGUUACUGCAUUAAAUGCCAUCUGAUAGAAGUGUUAGAACCAAAUGAUGUUAUGAUGGCAGAUAAAGGUUUCCAAAUUGAACAAGAAUUACAAAAAAAAAAAAAAAAAAAAAAAAAAAAAAAUGUAAAAUAAAUUGUCCUAAAUUUUUAAAGGACUGUAUUCAGUUUGAUGUAACUGAAAGAGUGAAUAACUGGAAGAUAUCCAUUGUAAGGCUUACAGUAGAAAGAGCUAUUUCAUGAAUCAAAAUGUACAAAUAUUUUGUAAAGCCUCUCUUUUAUACAAGUUUACGUAGUGUUAAUUCUUUAUUUUUAUUAUUACUUGCCUGUUGUGUAACUUUCAGAUAUCAUUAGUUUGCCUUUUUCUUAUUUGGAUUUGAUAUUUCGUUUUUGGCAUUAUAAUGAAAUGCAUUGUGAAGUUUUACUUUUGUAUUAUGAACCUUAAAGUUAUUAUUAUAUUUCAGUAAUUCAUGUUUGGUUCUUGCUAGGUAUCCAUGUCUAAUAACAAAAGAGCAAUAUGUUUAUUUUUAUUAGUGUUUUCUUUCUGAGAAUUGUAAUUUUUGUUUCAUUAUUUUAUCCAUAAAAAAUAUUUUUCAUUGUAUUUUUAUGUAAUUUACUGUAUCAUUUGCAGCUAUAUUUGCUAACUGUAAUUAAAUAUUCAUUGCUGAGCAGUCAAAUUGGUAUUUUGAUAGCAAAACCGGUUGUCAAAUUUUCCUUCUUUUGUACUCAAAUUUGGGAGACCAUGAAAAUGGUCACCUAAAUUUGAGUUAUCAAUACUAAGAUAAUAUAAUGCUUGAAUGAAAUGGGUGACUUCUGAAGGCAUUAUUGCUGGUUUUCUAAACACUUUUGCUGAUUUGUGGUGGAUUCAAGGUGGAGAAUUUAUGGCAAGCAACUGUUUCUAUCGUUAAAAAGAAAUGUCAUUAGUUUUUUGUGUUUAAACUGAAAUUGAUUGUUAUCAUAACGUCAUACUAUACCAUUGUGCACUUCAGGGUUUUCUGUUUUAAAAAAUACAGGUCAUUUCAUUGAAAAUCAAUUUCCCUAUCUCCAUUUAUUUUAUAUAUGUAUAUAUUACUUAUUUCCAAUUUCAUCACUCUUUUUUCUGUUUCUUUAAUAUAUCAAAUUUGAGUCAUUAUAAAAUUUUGCAAAAAUUUCAAAGUGUUUCUUCCAACUCCUCUUUAUAUCCUAUAUAUAUUUAUCAUUGCCUCAUUCUUGUCCAUUAUAUUUAAUGUAUUGUAUGUUUUGUGUUAUUUUAUGAUAUUCAUUGAAUUAAUUUUUAUCAUUGUAACUUUAGCAUUUUAAAAUACAUUUAAGAAAUAUUCUACUUUAAAAGCAUAUUGCUCAACAUCAUAAUAUGAUUCGUUAAAAAGCAAUCUUUAAAAAGAAAGCGUUAAAAGCUUUUGUUUAGUAUCUAGUAUGUUGCUGUUGAUGCAAUUACAUGAGAAAGCAAAUCUUGUCCAUUUGGAGACCAAUGAUCCUAAAAUAAUUAUGGAAAGUUAAGCUUUUCCUAGGCAACAAUGAUUUGAGAGCCGGAAACGGAUACUUAAAUUUUAAAUGCAAUUUUACAAAAGAAAUCAUUUCGACGUGCACGCUCUGAUCCUCCAUCCUUUUUUCUUCCAAUUUCAGUAGCUCUAGACCACAUGGUUUACUUGUAGUAUGUCAACAAACGCACACACACCGAAACACAAUUCUCUUGAUUAGUAGUAGAGUUAAAUAAUGGAAAUAGAUUAACUUGCAUACAGAUAAUUUUCAAAGGAGAUGAUAGAGGUUCAAAAAGUUAAAGGAAUAUUUUAUAUACAUCCAAAUCAUGACAACUAGAGAGAGAUGCCAUGUGCAUGUUCACCAGUGAAAAAUUGAAAACAGAAAGAGGUAACUGGGACCAUAUUCGAAACUGAAAAAUUGUUACAUCAGCAGAUUAUAGUGAGGUAGCAAAAACCCAAUCCAAGAUAGUUAAAGUUAUAGAUUUUGAAACAUAAGGCAAUUUUAGAGGCACAACCAAAUUUAUUUAUUUCAAUAAAUAGUUGAUAUAUAUAAUGAUGUAGCAAAAGAAAUUGAAAGAAUUAUAUAUCCUUUCAUCACAAAGAUUGUAAAAGAAAAAGAAAAGUGACAGAUUCAACAAUAUUUAUUCAGAGUGUGAAUGUAAAUUUUAUAACUGUCUAGAAAAAAAUCAGUGUCAUUAUUCAAAACUUUGAUUCUUAGUCUAGUAAAAAAAAAUUGAUGAAAAAAGGAUCAAAACUCUAUUAUUUUACUCUCAUUUUAUAUAUACAAAUAAUAAAAAAAAGAUUGUAUAGAAAUUGCUAACGUAUGUGGUAUAGAAAUCAUUAUUACAUAUUACUUAUAUAUUAGAAAUAGAAUAUAUAUAUAUAUUUUUUAUAUUAGAAAUCAUAAAGACAUAUUACUUAUUGUCAAAUAGCAAGAGUCCGAUGUAAACAAAUCUUUAUAUAAAUGUUUCAGAUUGUUUCAUUGAAUAUUUUUAUGGAUGUAUUUAAUGCAAUAACUCACUAAUUACAGGAGCUGCAAAAUAUUAUUAGAAAUGGUUUCAAGAGGGCUUAUUAUAUCAUUGAAAAUUCCAUUCAGUCAGAGGAAAGAAGAGGUUUUAAAAAAUCGAUAGGUUUCAAGCAAAAAGUUUAUUCGAGUGCGAAAAUUGGCUGAAUCAUUGGUAAUUAGGCAAUCACUUUGACUUAUCUCUAGCAAUCAAUGACAUCUCCCGAAAGCUAUUAAUCUCAUAAAAAUGAUUAUCCUAAAACUCAAAAAUUGGUUUUUAAUGAUAUCAACUUAUUUUAUUUUUAAUAAUUUUUUAACUUUUAUUUAAUACGUUCAUGGUCUGUUAUAAUGUUUUACUGUCAUGAUGAAAUUUAAACUCAUCCAUCAAAACAUACAUUUGCAUGCUUUUGCCAAUGUUAAAAUAAAAACUACUUUCUUUGUAUAUUCA